Messenger RNA from Vicia faba (fava bean), 1437 nucleotides. NCBI's taxonomy places the organism in Eukaryota, Viridiplantae, Streptophyta, Magnoliopsida, Fabales, Fabaceae. The record is from the annotation of a GenBank genome assembly.
AUGGUUGUUGAGGCAUUUCUUUCGUCUUUCUUUGGUGUGGUUUUUGAGAUGUUGGCUUCAAGUAAUUUAGUAGGCUAUUUCCAUAAUGUCAAACUUGACACACUGGUAGAGGAACUUGAGUCUAUACUCAAUUCUAUCAACCAAGUGUUGGAUGAUGCAGAGAAGAAGCAAUACGAGAAUCCAGACGUGAAGACGUGGCUUGGUGAUGUUAAACAUGCUAUGUAUGAGGCUGACCUACUAUUAGAUGAGAUUGCCACUGAUGCACCAUUGAAGAAGAUGAGAGUCGAAUCUCAACCAUCUACCAGCACUAUCUUCAACUUCAUUCCAACUCUUACUAAUCCAUUUAAAUCCAGGCUCAAAGAAUUGAUAGAGAGCCUAGAUUCUCUUGUAGGGCAGAAGGAUGAGCUGGAAUUGAAAAAACGAGUGUGUGCUUAUAAUGAAGAUGGAGUCAAUUUGGAACUUUCAGAAAGACUACCCACUACAUAUUUGGUGGAUCCAUCCCGCAUAUAUGGUAGAGAUGCUGAUAAAGAUGAAAUGAUCAAAGUUUUACUUUCAGAGAAUGGCAGUGAUAACCAGGUACCUGUAAUUAGCAUAGUGGGUCUAGGUGGAAUGGGUAAGACCACUUUUGCUAAGCUUGUGUACAAUGACCACGCGAUAGAGGACCAUUUUGAACUUAAAGCUUGGGUCUAUGUCCCAGAACCUUUGGAUGUUGUUGGACUCACCAAAGAAAUUCUCAAGUCAUUUCAUUCUUCAUUAGAUGAUGAAUCUGUUUUCAAUCUACUCCAACAGUGGUUGGGUAAUGUCAUUGCUCCUGUAGAUGAUGCGAUAGCAACUUUGAAAGAUAAGAAGUAUUUAGAAGAAAUACUUAUGAAAUUCAAUAGCAGAAGAGACGAAAUGUAUGACUCAAUAGUUGAAAGCAGCGUGUCUGUCUUGGAGGCUCUUCAACCAAAUAGCAACUUAAAGAGGCUCACUAUUGAGAACUACUUUGGCAUUAUGUUUCCAAAUUGGAUAAAUGGUUGUCAUUUACCCAACUUAGUAUCUUUUACAUUGCAUAACUGUGGAUUAUGUUCCCAUUUGCCAUCACUUGGGCAGCUCCCCUACCUCAAAGAGCUUUUCAUUUCAGAUUGUACCGGAAUAAAGAUAAUUGGCGAAGAGUUUUAUGGAAAUAACUCAACAAGCGUUCCGUUCAGGUCCCUUGAAGUAUUGAAAUUUGAGAGGAUGGACAAUUGGGAGAAAUGGUUUUGUCUUGAUUCUCUUGAAGAUCCUAGCAGCUCCACCGAUAUCAUAUUAUGGGGAUGUCUUCCGAAAAGUAAAUUUGGAAUCGAACGACAUAAAAAGGUCCAACGGUUCUUUGAUGGGAUUAUUAGGCCUUCGGGUGCAAAUAAUGGGCCAUGUGACCUUAAAACCCACAUAUGGCAAGGGAGCAAACGCCAUUGA